This is a messenger RNA of Alnus glutinosa, 1410 nucleotides long. RefSeq names its product GDSL esterase/lipase EXL3-like. The coding region runs from base 14 to 1141 and encodes 375 amino acids. Gene Ontology annotation, cellular component: extracellular region. Gene Ontology annotation, biological process: lipid metabolic process. The transcript has 5 exons. Gene Ontology annotation, molecular function: lipase activity. NCBI's taxonomy places the organism in Eukaryota, Viridiplantae, Streptophyta, Magnoliopsida, Fagales, Betulaceae. The record is from RefSeq and is a predicted model, not a curated record.
UUUUAUUAUCUUCAUGCUGAGGCGACAAUUCCUCUUGGUGAUAAUGUGUUCCUCGUAUUCUUUGAAUAUCUUAUUCCCUCCUUUUGUUUUUCUAUUUUUUUGCACCAUAGAAGCUGCCAUAAAGCUACCGGAGAAUGAGACAAUUCCGGCAGUUUUCGCGUUUGGAGAUUCAAUUCUUGACACCGGGAACAACAACAAUCUCGUCUCAGUAACCAAGUUCAAUUAUCCUCCAUAUGGAAGGGAUUUUGUUGGGGGAAAACCAACAGGAAGAGCUUCCGAUGGAAAACUCCCCUCAGACUUGAUAGCCGAGGCCUUGGGAAUCAAAGAGCUUUUGCCUGCAUACCUUGACGAAGAUACAAAAGAUGAAGAUCUCCUUACAGGUGUAUGUUUUGCUUCAAGUGGCUCAGGACUUGACCCUCUAACACCAACAAUAUUGCGAGUUUUGUCGCUCUCAGACCAAUUAGAACUGUUUAAAGAGUACAUAACAAAGCUGAGAGGGAUUGCUGGAGAAGAUAGAGCAAAUUCCAUCAUAUCCAAUAGCCUAUUCAUUGUGUCAGCGGGCAACAACGACAUAGCCCUCACCUAUUUUAUUACCAACCUCAGAAAAUUGCAGUAUGAUGUUCCUUCAUACAAUGCUUUUUUGGUUGCCUCCGCUUCUAGCUUUUUCAAGGAUUUAUAUGAACUCGGGGCUAGACGGAUAGCUGUUUUCAGUCCGAUUCCGCUGGGAUGUUUACCCCUUCUAAAGACUCUUCAGGGAGGGAUUCAAAGACAGUGUGUAGAGAAUAUCAACGAAGCGGUGGAAUUAUUCAGUGCCAAUCUAUCAACUGAGCUACAGUCCCUUAACAGCAACCUUCCGGAUGCCAAUCUCCUUCUCAUUGACGUCUACAACCCUCUACUUGAUUUCAUUCGAGAUCCUGCAAAAUUUGGUUUUGAAGUUGCCAAUCUAGGAUGUUGCGGUACGGGGACAGUAGAGUUUAUUGAAACAUGUAAUCAACUACUAGACCUAUUGACGUGUUCUGAUGCGUCCAAAUAUGUUUUUUUUGACGCUGUUCAUCCCACAGAAAUGGCAUACAAGAUUCUCAUCUCACAGAUCCUCCAGAAAUAUAUCAACAUUCUCUUCUGUGGACGUUCCCCUUGUUGAUCAUCAAGUUUCAACGACCUCUCUCAUAAAUACUCAGAAUAUCUAUCAUUUGGCUUAAUUAUGUGAACAUCUAAGUUUUAUGUAAAUAAAGUAACUACUCUUACGAUGAGGGUAAGUACGUACGUAGGAGUACUCUAGUAGCGGUCCUUUGCUUAUGACAAUUAUCUAUGUCAGUAGGGUCAUUUGUAUUAUUUAAAUAUAAUGAUUAUUGGUGAAAUAAGAGAGGUUGAUUAUUAUUUUUUAUAAUACAGUUUAUUAUAGUUUUUGAA